CCAUCAUAUAGGUCUGCUGGCAUCUCUUCUCUCGUGCUCUUCGUACCAGGCUUCAUAGCCAGGACCGCUCCAUUCGGCAGCACCUGACUGAUUUUUUCAUUCGACUUCCUCCACAAUGACUGCCACCCUCAAGCCGAUCAAGCGUGUCAAGUGCACGUACCAGGACUGUCAAGCUUCCUUCGACACCGAGAAGGAGAUGAAGCGGCACAAAAAGUACUCAGUGGAACACGAUUACUGCCAAAAAUGCGAUGAAGACUUCGAAUCUUAUGAUGAGCUAGCCAACCACAAAGCCUACCGCCCAGACAAUCACGGUAAGGCCUGUCGAGUAUGCGGUGAGGAGUUCAAGUCUGUAUCCGGCCUGAAGCGCCAUAUUGAGCUCGCCCAUCGCGUGGAUCAGAAACUUCCUUGCAUAGGCUGCGGCGAGGAGUUCUAUCGUGCUUCCCUCCUCAUCGAGCAUCUAGAAUUCGGACACUGCUCCAUGAUAUCCUCCUCGCAAUUCCAGGGGCAUAUCGUGCACAAAUUUCUCAUCACUCAGCUCUUAAAAGGUGGCCCGGAGUAUGACCGGUUCUUGCAGAAGAUCUCAAAGCACAAUGCGGCUGUAGAUGAUGAAGACAGCGGCGGAGUGUCUCUUGGGCUCAUGGAUGAGGAAGCUGAAGAACUCCAUGAUGUCGAGUUCCAAGCUAUCAAGCCCGACAUCCCAGCCGAGUCUAUUAAUCUUGCCGAUAAGAUUCCAAAGCCUUGGCCUCUGCUACCGUCUCAAGCGAAGAGUGUCGAUGCAGACUCGGGUUUGCUUUCCCCGUUCUCCAAAUUGUCUGUCGAUGGAGAUGACGACUCAACCGCAGUGGCGAGCACAGCCGAUGAAAGCUAUGUCUCUGCAACCAGUAGACAAUUCAAGGUAUGGGGUAGUGGCAGAUCCUCUAGCACCCUUUUUCCGAAGGCGAAACCCACACCAACAGAAUGGUCCAUUGCCGAGCACGACCAGCAGCUUGAGGAAGAGCAUGGAAUCAACAUCCUGGCGACUCGUUUCUGGGACCCAACGAGCACCGACUACAACGCAGAGCGAUUCUUUGAGCCUAUUACCGGUGCGUACCGUUGCCCUUUCCCAUGCGAGCAGGCAUUCGACAUCCCCGCUGACCUCAACAAACACAUCAUGGACGACCAUCGAAUUACAACCAUGCGUUGCCCAUCCUGUCUAAAGAAAUACAGGUCGGCCACGGCUUUGGUCGCCCACUGCGAGAGUCGUAGCAGCAAGUGCAGGGUCAGCCAAGCAGAAGACUUUAAUGUGUUCCUAGACAGACUGACUGGAGGUUUCCUCAGUGUCGAUGAGAAGACCCGUCCCGAGUUCAUAUACAACCCCACGGUCACCUUCAGGAACUCCGAGACGGGAGUCGUAGAGCGGUACAAGCCUCCAACAGCAUCAUAUCUCCAGUACGAAACUACCAAACCUGCCGAUUGGAAGGAGCCGGAGCGUAAGACUGGGUGCACUAUCGGAGGUGGAGGCGGGAAUCGCGUUGGUCUUCCCCCAGCCUGGAAGUGAUUUAAACGAUCGAGUUCCGGAUGUUUCUCUGCGGGUCUUUUUAGUGUCCAGGUGGCUAGUCGGCGGCACUCUCAGAUCUUCC
Lindgomyces ingoldianus is the source of this 1619-nucleotide messenger RNA. RefSeq lists its product as uncharacterized. NCBI's taxonomy places the organism in Eukaryota, Fungi, Ascomycota, Dothideomycetes, Pleosporales, Lindgomycetaceae. Gene Ontology annotation, cellular component: nucleus. The transcript has 3 exons. The record is from RefSeq and is a predicted model, not a curated record. Bases 116 to 1537 code for a protein of 473 amino acids. Gene Ontology annotation, molecular function: RNA polymerase II transcription regulatory region sequence-specific DNA binding; DNA-binding transcription factor activity, RNA polymerase II-specific. Gene Ontology annotation, biological process: regulation of transcription by RNA polymerase II.